This is a messenger RNA of Opisthorchis viverrini, 402 nucleotides long. RefSeq lists its product as hypothetical. The record is from RefSeq and is a predicted model, not a curated record. Lineage: Eukaryota; Metazoa; Platyhelminthes; Trematoda; Opisthorchiida; Opisthorchiidae. The coding region runs from base 1 to 402 and encodes 133 amino acids. The transcript has a single exon.
AUGAAACAGGCAACAGACGUAUCGAAAGAUGCAUACAUGGGGAUGUUAAAUGAACCAGAUGUGCAUCGUACUUGUUAUCGACACCAGCUGUCGAGUUCGAAUUGGCUGAAUAGUGUUCAACAAAAUGAUAGUGCCAGUGGGGUGAGUCAGAAGCGGAAUCAAUCAAAUACACAAUUCACUAAACCUGACCGUUAUUCCUCCAUCCCCAUCGACAUCAUCAUCAAUCUUUCACCACGAUCCUUCGACAACCGGCAGAAAAACAAGCCAGUACCAACGGCGCUGGAUGAGUCACACCCCAAUGAUGACGUACGUGGGGAGAAGAACAAACUGAUGGAGGUGUACACAUGUUCGCUGGAUGCUGUGUGUACACAAUCUUGCAGUGGGCAAAGUCACGCGGUCUAA